AUGAGGCCCGCGGCCUCCGCCAGAGUGGUGGUCGUGCAGGCGAUCAGCGCGCUGUGCCAGAAGUACCCGCGCAAACACGCGGUGCUCAUGAACUUCCUGUUCACCAUGCUGCGGGAGGAGGUGAGAGUGCGGGGGGUGUGGGGGCGGCGCCGGGCGUCCCCUGUGUCCCCGGGUCCACCCUCCAAGGGUGAGGAGGCCCGCGGCCUCCGCCUAGGCCGCGUGCAGGUGGCCAUGAAGCACCCGUCGGCGGUGACGGCCUGCAACCUGGACCUGGAGAACCUGGUGACGGACGGGAACCGCAGCAUCGCCACGCUGGCCAUCACCACGCUGCUCAAGACGGGCAGCGAGGCCAGCGUGGACCGGCUCAUGAAGCAGAUCUCCUCCUUCAUGUCCGAGAUCUCCGACGAGUUCAAGGUGGUGGUCGUGCAGGCGAUCAGCGCGCUGUGCCAGAAGUACCCGCGCAAACACCCCAAUCCGCUGCUCAUGAACUUCCUGUUCACCAUGCUGCGGGAGGAGGGCGGGUUUGAGUACAAGCGUGCCAUCGUGGACUGCAUCAUCAGCAUCAUCGAGGAGAACUCGGAGAGCAAGGAGACGGGCCUGUCGCACCUGUGCGAGUUCAUCGAGGACUGCGAGUUCACCGUGCUGGCCACUCGCAUCCUGCACCUGCUGGGCCAGGAGGGGCCCAAGACCAACAGCCCCUCCAAGUACAUCCGCUUCAUCUACAACCGCGUGGUGCUGGAGCAGGAGGAGGUCCGCGCAGGCGCCGUGAGUGCCCUGGCUAAGUUUGGAGCCCAGAACGAGGAGAUGCUGCCCAGCAUCCUGGUCCUGCUCAAGAGGUCAGUCCCCGCCCGGCCGGGACCCGCGACCCGCGACCUGCGACCUGCGACCCGCACCCGCCACCCCCCGUCCCGGCCUCUACCUGUCAUCCUCCCCGUCCGGCCUCCAGGUCUCACGGUGUCCAUCCCGGGCCUGGAGCGGGCGCUGCAGCAGUACACUCUAGAACCUUCCGACAAGCCCUUCGACCUCAAGUCUGUGCCCUUGGCCACCGCCCCCACCACCGAGCAAAGAGCAGAAAACGCCCCGAUAGCCGCGGUCAAACAGCCCGAGAAGGUGGCGGCCACCCGGCAGGAGAUCUUCCAGGAGCAGCUGGCGGCCGUUCCCGAGUUCCGGGGCCUGGGCCCCCUCUUCAAGUCCUCGCCGGAGCCCGUGGCCCUCACGGAGUCCGAGACCGAGUAUGUCAUCCGCUGCACCAAGCACACCUUCCCCGAGCACAUGGUGUUCCAGUUCGACUGCACCAACACGCUCAACGACCAGACCCUGGAGAACGUGACGGUGCACAUGGAGCCCACCGAGGCCUACCAGGUGCUGUGCCAGGUGCCCGCCCGCAGCCUCCCCUACAACCAGCCCGGCACCUGGUCCCCGGAGAGGUGA
Molecule: messenger RNA, 1431 nt
Organism: Microcebus murinus (gray mouse lemur)
Lineage: Eukaryota; Metazoa; Chordata; Mammalia; Primates; Cheirogaleidae
Source: RefSeq, a predicted model, not a curated record